This is a messenger RNA of Paramisgurnus dabryanus, 3317 nucleotides long. It is a transcript of the gene slco2b1, whose product is annotated as solute carrier organic anion transporter family, member 2B1. Gene Ontology annotation, biological process: sodium-independent organic anion transport; bile acid and bile salt transport; transmembrane transport. The record is from RefSeq and is a predicted model, not a curated record. Gene Ontology annotation, cellular component: basolateral plasma membrane; apical plasma membrane. Lineage: Eukaryota; Metazoa; Chordata; Actinopteri; Cypriniformes; Cobitidae. Gene Ontology annotation, molecular function: bile acid transmembrane transporter activity; protein binding.
CCGCCCAGCAAGUGGUAAAGUUGUCUUCAGCUUCCUUAAAGUGAAAGUAGGACAGACUUUCUCCAACUCUUCAGUCACAGCAAGCAAAUCUGUGGGAACCUGUGGAGAAAAAAAUUAUGACAGCUAUUGAACUCCAGGGAAACACACAGACAGUGAGACCCCGUAGAAUAAUGGGUCUUUUUAACAAUAUCAAGUUUUUUGUACUGUGUCAUGGGAUGCUCCAGUUGGCUCAGCUCCUGGUGUCUGGCUAUCUGAAAGGCUCCAUUACCACUAUUGAGAAAAGAUAUGGAUUCUCCAGCCAGAAAUCAGGACUGCUGGCUGCUUUCAAUGAGGUUGGAAACACGGUUCUCAUCGUGUUUGUGAGUUUCUUCGGGAGCAGGGUUCAUCGGCCAAGAUGUAUUGGAAUUGGAGCACUAAUUGCAAGUGUGGGGGUGUUUCUCAUAGCGAUGCCUCACUUCAUAAGCAGAAAGUAUGAAUAUACCGACUCCAAAAGCUACACCGAACAAAACAGCUCUGGUCUUUGCCAAUCAGAGAGCAUUGCCACAAAUGAAGCAUCCAAUCAGACGUGCAACCGAGAAAAGAGCGACGGCCACCUAGGAGUGUAUCCAGUCCUUCUGAUGGGCCAGUUACUGUUGGGUAUCGGCGGAGUCCCCAUACAACCAUUUGGGAUUUCCUACAUAGAUGAUUAUGCAAAAAGGAGGAAUUCUCCAUUUUACCUAGGUAUACUGUUUGCAGUGACUGUAAUAGGGCCGGCAUUCGGGUACAUGAUGGCCGCUGUCCUUCUUCGUUCCUUUGUUGACAUUGACAAGAUGUCUUCGGCUGAAAUAACUUUAAGAAACGAUGAUCCAAGAUGGGUGGGAGCCUGGUGGCUGGGAUUCCUUGUGGCCGGGACGAUACUUUUGUUAACAUCUUUGCCAUACAUGUUUUUCCCUAGGAAGAUGUUCAAGGAGGAAAUCUCAGACGCUCCAGCAGAACCAUCUUCAGAGAAAAUGACGGAGGAGAAGAAACCCCCAACUGACCCAACAGAGGACAUGUCUCUCACUGAUUUCCUAAAAAGCUUCCCCAAAAUCAUAAUGAGAACUUUGCGAAACCCAAUUUAUCUGUUGAUAGUGCUGGCUCAGGUCAAUCUUGCUGCUAUGGUAGCAGGACUGGCCACCUUUAUGGCCAAAUUCAUAGAGAAGCAAUUCACACAGACAGCCUCCUUCUCCACCAUGAUGAUAGGUGGUUUGAAUAUUCCUUCAGCCAUGUUGGGCAUAAUGGCUGGAGGAGUUAUCUUCCGUAGAGUGAGUCUGUCCGUCAAAUCUUCUGCCGUGAUGUGCACAGCAGCGGUUCUUCUCAGCAUUGUAUCUGCACUUCCACUUCUUUUCCUCGGCUGCCCCACACAGAAUAUUUUUAACCUCAACUAUUUUGGAGAUGACUCUCUAGGGUGCAAAUCAUGUUCCUGCUCUGAUGAAGCUUUCAACCCUGUGUGUGGCUCAGAUGGAAUUGAGUUUCGUUCCCCUUGCUAUGCAGGCUGCAGGACAGAAGUACUCGAGAUUAAUACAUCAAAGGUUUUGAACUACACAGACUGUGAAUGUGUGGCAUCAGGAUCCCCUCGCUUUGCCACACCAGGAACAUGUGGAAGCGGCUGCGCUAACCGUCUCAUUCCUUUCAUGAUCUUCUCAUCCAUCACAUGCUUUGUGGCUUCUCUAGCUCACACUCCAUCAUUUAUGAUGAUACUCAGGACUGUGACUCCACAGGACAAGUCCUUUGCAUUGGGAAUUCAGUUCAUGCUGUUUAGAGUGCUUGCCUUCCUCCCAGCACCUGUGCUGUAUGGACGUGCCAUCGAUAGCACCUGCAUUCUGUGGGGAAAGAAAUGUGGCCAUACAACAUCAUGUAGCUAUUACAAUUUAGACCUUUUCAGAAACAGAUUCCUGGGACUCCAGAUUUUCUUUUUGUUUGGUGGCUUCAUCUGUUUCCUUCUGUCUUUUCUGGUGCUUCGAAGGAUAAAUACACCGCUUACCAACCAAAUAAAUGACGAGAGCAAAGAUGAAAGUUCCUUAGAUAUAAAAGAUGCAAAACAACCGUUGACCACUUCAGAUGGAGACUGCAAAAUGCCAAAAUGUGUUUAAACGGCAGUAAACAGAAGGAAGAAAAACUCCAUUUAAGGACUGAAAGGAGUGAAGCAAUAACUGACAUUGAGAUCUGGAGAUCUUUCAUGUUUCCUUGGUAAUCUGGCUGUACCUUAUGCAGCUCUUCAUGCUAAAACAGGCCAAGUUAAAGACACAGGAUGAAUCCCAGCCUAUUCAUUUCUGUUUACAAACGUUUUCAAUGAAAAAGUUUUUUUUUCAAUGAAACAUAAUAAUGCAGGGAACCAUAUUCCUCUGCCAAAAAACAUGUUAAUGUGUUUGUAAAACACGUCUUUACACACUGGUUAUCAGUGAGAACAAGGUAUUGGGACUGUGAGACUAAAUAUGCUUUUAUACGCUUACAAUGUGAAAAUGGUGUUGUUUGAACUUACUGUUAAGUUUAGACAAGGAGCCGUGUACAUAGAGAGGUGAAUGACUAUGAAUUAUCGUUUCGGAUCCCUUUUAUUAUUUACAUACAGUAUGUUAUGCUUUCAUGACAAAGCUGUUUGGUAACUUUUAUAUUGUUUUAUUAUGGUCUAUAUGCACACUAAUAGAGGCAUUCUUUUGUUUCAGUAUAUUUAUCUCUUUAUAUAUCUCUUUAAAGGUUUCAGUGUAAGCAACAUGUAUUCACACAGUAAUAGUAUAAUUCUGAAUAUAUGAAAAGUUCAGAUUCACUGUGGUAAACUUUACAGAUUGCAAGUCACAUGAUUAUAUGUGCAAUAUAUUUAAAUCUUUACAUUUAAAUAGAGUGGGGUGGUUUUCUGGACAGGGCCUAAAAAAAUGCAUGUUUGGCUCAAUUAAAAAUCACCUUGCAGUUACAUAUCUUAAUAUAUCAGUGCCAUUUCUUUUUUUUUUUUGUCUCAAAAUGCACAACAGUGAAGUUUUUUUCUGGGGUAUUUUUGUAAAAACUACUUUAAUGUCCUAAUAUAACUAGUCCUGGAUUAAUCUGUCUGGGAAACUGCCCCAAUGUGUGGGUUGUGGAGGCUUUAACCUGCUGAAUUAAAAUAAAAAUUUCAGAUUUCAUAAGUGACAUAUUUUGUUUUGUACAGUAAGUCUCGUGUACAAUAUUAAAAAAAUCAUUAACAUGACAAAUGUGACAUCUAAUGAUGAUCAAAUGUAGCAAUUAAUCAAAUGAAAAGUGAGCAAAGUAUUACAUUUCUUAUUGCAUAUGGUAAUGGCUUGUUUUAAAUAAAAAUAUUGUUUAACAUC